GUCACCCGACCUGCCUGCAGUUCACCCUGAACAUGACUGAGGCCGUCAAGACAUACAAGUGGCAGUGCAUAGAGUGCAAGUCCUGCAUCCUCUGUGGGACCUCCGAGAAUGACGACCAGCUACUCUUCUGUGAUGACUGUGACCGUGGCUAUCACAUGUACUGUCUAAACCCCCCAGUGGCUGAGCCCCCAGAAGGAAGCUGGAGCUGCCACUUAUGCUGGGAACUGCUCAAAGAGAAGGCCUCGGCCUUUGGCUGCCAGGCCUAGGGCCCAGGUCACAGAAUGUGACUUGCUGUUGGAGAGAGGCUGAGCCAGAGCCUAGUUCAAACCAGAUCGAGCCCUCCUCCCACACAUCCAGACAGACCAAUGUAAGGAAAAUAAAUAGUCACAGAGGGGCAUGGACACAUGGAACCACGAGGGCGAGGUACCUCGUCACCUCCCCCACUCCACGUGUGGUGCUGCAGCCAGCACCUCCUUGCUUCUACCAGAGGAUCUCGCACUUUUGAAGAACCACCUCAGUCCCAGCCCAGUGGAGC
Galeopterus variegatus (Sunda flying lemur) is the source of this 535-nucleotide messenger RNA. RefSeq names its product zinc finger protein DPF3. The transcript has 3 exons. The record is from RefSeq and is a predicted model, not a curated record. Gene Ontology annotation, cellular component: nBAF complex. NCBI's taxonomy places the organism in Eukaryota, Metazoa, Chordata, Mammalia, Dermoptera, Cynocephalidae. The annotation marks the transcript as partial. Gene Ontology annotation, biological process: nervous system development.